This is a messenger RNA of Phytophthora nicotianae INRA-310, 312 nucleotides long. RefSeq lists its product as hypothetical. Gene Ontology annotation, cellular component: plasma membrane. The record is from RefSeq and is a predicted model, not a curated record. The transcript has a single exon. The annotation marks the transcript as partial. NCBI's taxonomy places the organism in Eukaryota, Oomycota, Peronosporomycetes, Peronosporales, Peronosporaceae.
AUGUCGACUGCCAUGUCGACGUUCUUCCUGCUCAUGGUGAGCCAAUUGUCCAUGCUGGCUAACGCUACAGACUCGGCCAGCGACACGGUCGAGUCUCUCUUCGACUCCACGGACGGCAUCAAGGUCGGUGGGAGUGUUCUGGCCAUCGCUGCGAUUGCAGUCGGCGCCGUAAUGGUGGCCAUGGGCUAUCGUCUCUUCCGAGCGACGCUCUUCGCUGUCGGCUUCGUGGCCGGCGGCGUAGCAGUCGCAAUGGUCGUUGAGCACGUCUUCGACGACAAGUCGUGGGUUAUCACGGCGUCCUGGAUCGCCUUC